Messenger RNA from Magnusiomyces paraingens, 4320 nucleotides. RefSeq lists its product as uncharacterized. The record is from RefSeq and is a predicted model, not a curated record. Bases 1 to 4320 code for a protein of 1439 amino acids. Lineage: Eukaryota; Fungi; Ascomycota; Dipodascomycetes; Dipodascales; Dipodascaceae. The transcript is spliced from 3 exons.
AUGAAUUAUGAACAUAAGCAAAGAAAAAAGGGCCCUCAAAAGGGUUUUGUAAGAAAAAAAAACCAAAUUAACUCAGGAAUAGACAUUUGGUCAUGUAUCGAUUCGGUUGACCCUCCAAAAGAACAUUAUUCUUUGGAAGUUUUAUUGAACCCUUGCAAUGACCCACAAUAUUCCUCUAUUUGUGUCGACAAAUGGCGGGAGAUAUAUACACCAAAGAUGCUACUAGAGCUUUGCGGCAAAGAAUUUUCAAGCCACUGGCACGUUGAAGUUAUGGACCAAUCAAUCAAAUUAUUUAUUGCCAACCAAACUGCAAUUUUUGAUCAUAUCAAUACCUGGCUCUGCAGUUCAAGUCAUACUGUUGAAUACCGUAAAAAAAUGGGCAUUGAAAAAAGAAAUUGGCCUUUGAGCGAUAUUGAAAAGGCUAAAAUUUUAUUUGCUCUUUUAAAUGCUGCAGGUGAACCAUAUAUUGGGUUUAAAAAACGUGUCUUCUAUAAAGAUCUUGGAAUUUAUGAACCAGCAAAAAUAUUAGAAUAUUACUCUGAGAGAUACAAAAUUAAUAAAAAUCGGAUUGAAAAUAUCUGCACACGAAUGUUGACGACCAGAGGCAAGCGUAAUAAAUUCCGUCAUGGGUUUCAAACUGAUAAAGAAUGGAGAAUUGAUCAACUAAAAAUGUGGGCUGCUAAAAUUAAGGAAGGCUUAUUUCAAAAUGAUCCUAUUGAAUUAAACAAAAGGCAAGAAAAGGCCCAAGAGCUGUUGAAUUUUUUUGGAGAUCAAUCUUUCUUAGAAUCAACUCGCCCACCCGAGGUUUUUUUUCGAGCAGUUUUUAGAAAACCUGAAACACCAGAGGAAUUUGCAAUACGUGAAAAAACUACGAAAUAUUACACGACACUGGCAAAUUUGGAUCCUGAAAAUAUUGAAACAUCUUUUUCGUCAUUAGAAGAGUCUAUUUAUGGACCUAACCCGAUUGAAGAAUCAUUGGAGGAAAGUACUGAAAAAGUUGAACCGAUUUUUCCACCAGACAGCUUUGAUUCUUCUUAUGAGAAUGAACUUCACCUUAAUGAUGAUAACUCCGAUGCCAAUGAUAGUGAAAUUGAAUUUAACAAUAAUAUCGAUUUCCAUGAAGAAAACUUACGCGAACUUUUUAAUAAAAACUUUCAUUUAAAAGAGGAUGUAGUUAGCAUCAUUGAAAAGACUUGGGCUAAUAACCAAUCUACUUUUUCUGAAAAAAACGACCUACAGCAUAUGGAAACACCAGAAUCAAGCUUCUGUAAUACGGACAAACCUCAAAAUUUUGAACCCAAAACUUUUUCUGAAGAUGAAGUUUCUGAGCUUUUGUCUUCAGUUGCUAAGAUGAUUCUCCUUCGUUCUAAUAAGGCUUCUGAUAUUGGAAGGCUUCCAGCUAACAAAACUAAGAAAAGAUAUGCAAAUGAUUUUUGGACUAGGCAACCCCAAUUAAGAACUCUUCGCAAAGGUUUUCUUCAAUCCAUAGAGGAAGAAAAAAUAUUGCAGGCACGUUUUUCUGUUCUUAAUACUCUUUGUCUUAUGUUUGAGUCUGAUGAAACUUUAUCUUUUAAACAAGCAUCUAAAAAGAUUUUAGUGCUUUCAACAUCCUUAGGUCAAUCUAGCACUUUCACUAAGGAGGUUUUGGGCAUGAUAGAGAAAAUUUGCAAUUUGACUUUCCAAACUGGAAAACUUAACCCAAAAUCUGAGCCAGUUCUUGCUUUUACUAAAAAUCCAAAAGAGGCAACAAAAGUAGGAAUUUUUUCUAAAACAAAUAGUGCACUAAAAGGAUGUCCCAUUCCAAUCCCUGGAGAAAAUCUUAAAGAGUUAUUUCCUAAUGCCAAAUUCAUUGACUUUCCCAAUGUCGAAAUGUUCCGUCGUGGCGACUGGACUACAGGCGAUGAAGUUGUUGAUUUUUGCGCCAAUGGAUGUAUGGCCUUUACAGGUGCAUACUAUGAAUUAGCUGAAUGUAUUCAGUGUGGGCGUCCGCGUGAUCCCAAGCAUCGAUUUUAUUAUUUUUCACCUCGUGAAAAAGUUAGAGACUUUUUUGAAAGUAAGAUUUUGUCUAGGAUAAUGAAAGAUGCUCAUAAACGACAAAGUACUGACGGCUCAAUAAAUGAUUUUUUUGAUGGAAAGCUUUAUAAACUCCUUUCACAAAAAAAAAUUCAAAAUGCUCAAUUAGGGGAAGAUUAUCAAGAAACUAUAUCACUAAAGUAUUUUGAAAAUGAAGCCGAUUUAGCAUUUAUGAUAUCAUUUGAUGACGUACCAGAGAGGCCUGGAGAUAAUCCCUACAGCAUUGUCAUUGCCAGAUGCUUAAAUUUACCACCGGAAGAGCGCAAUAAGGAGUCAAAUUCAAUAAUAUUAAUGUCUUUUCCUUCUGGUGUUAAUCCUAUUGCUAAAAAAGAGAAAUCAGCUGUAAAGGACUGGGAUUCAUUUCUUUUCCCUUUUAUUAAAGAUAGUGCAUUAGCCAGUACAUUAGGGUACACAGUUUAUGAUGAGGACGAAGGGAUCAUGAGAACUGUUAGGCAUCAUUUUGUUUUAUCUAGUACAGAUAUGCCGGCAAGCUGCAAGUUGUCAGGGUUGUGUGGGCACAUAUCUGAAUCACCUUGCAGAUAUUGUCUUGAUGUAAAAAUAUCUACACAGUUAGAGCCCACCCCCAAUAUUGUUCCUCCUCCUACCUUAAGAAAAGGGUCGGCAUCCAAGAAAAAGUCAAAAAUUAAAUCAGCUUUCAGAGUCAACAAAAACAAAUCUUCAAAUCGAGUUAAAGGUUUGGUUUCAUAUAAAAAUCCUACUUUGAUUUUGCCUAAAACUCAGACAUCUCAGGACUCCAAACCUCGUGAUAUUAAGUGGUAUAAUAAGAUUUAUAGAGAAGUCUUAAAUGAGGAAGCAAAAGCUGCCCCAGAUCGCAACAAAUUCACUAAACAGGGGUUAAGCCGAAUUUCAACGAUAUUCUGUUUAGGGUCAAUGGUACCUGAUAUGUCAUUACCGCCUGAUUUGAUGAAUUUAUCGUACGCAAACAUUGGAAGUCAACUUAUAAAUACUAUUAUUUUCGGUAAAGAUGGCCCUUCUAAGUUUAAAUCAAAGGGAGAAAAUUCUAUCGUCAGUUUUAUAGAAGGUCUGAAUAAAUUAGACUACUCAUUUCUUGAAAGAAGAUUUGAUAUUGAGGCUAUAAAAAAAGGGAUUGAAACUUCAAAUUCAGUGAAUUUAAAAGAAAAGCAAGUCAAACAACUUAUUUCUUUUUUGUUUGGAAUUGUUAUGAGGUCUCAAUAUCAAAUUGAGUGUCUUGAAUACCUGAUUCUUGUCACAGAAAUGGUACAUCUUUUAAGAUUACUUUCCUUGCCAAGAUUUUCAGCAAAUCUACUGAAAAGGUUAGAACUUGGAAUUGAUCCUUUUCUUAACUUUGUUGAGAAUAUUUAUUUAAGAGAUGUUGAAAAUCUACACUUUUUGUCAUUACCUUUACAUACAUUGCGGCAUAUGGCCCAGGUGAUUCAAGAAGUUGGUCCAGUUAGAGCGAUAUGGUGUUUCGCUAAUGAAAAAUCUAGUGGAAUUUUGAGAUCUCAAGUAAAAUACGGAAAGGCUCCUCAUAUCACUCUUUCUAAUCGCUAUAUUUAUCAAUCAACACUUAAGAAUCUUGCCAACUCAGUCAAUGAAAUUUCAAUAGGUGCCAAGUUGCUUAAAAACCCUAAAGCUAAGCCAAAGUCUUCGAUAGAAGACCCAAGGCAAUUUGAAGUGAUUGAAAUGAUCACGAAAUAUCUUGAAAAUGAUGAGCGAACUCUAGCAGCUUGUGAUAAAUCUCGUAAUUACAAUGUUAAGGCUAAGUUUUACAAAAGGAUCCUUUUUUUUCAAAGAGACCUUUCUGCGUACAUUAAUAAAUAUGCACGGAUCAGAAAUAAAAACAACUCUUCUAGUCAUGUAAUGAUUGAAGAUAUUGUUGAAAUUAACCCUUUGGGUCCUGGAAUUCUCACCAAGUUUGCUGUGGUAAAGGACUUUCAAAAGGGUGUUGUGAAGCCUCGCUAUUACAACCUGCAAUUUUUUGGAAGCAGUGAUAAAAGUAGUGGCUAUUCGAUUAUUGGUUAUUACAUUGACAGUAAAGACUUUGUUCGUGAGCCAUCAAAAUUUUUUUCACCACUCUCUCGUGUUAUCGAAGUUAGAGAUGUUAUAUGCCCUGUUUGGCCCAUUAAUGAUGGAGAGUUAUCGAUAUUUGUAGACCCAUCAUUUGUGGAGGAAUACCAGAGAAGCGAUGGUACGAUAGCCAGAAUUGAGGAAUAUGAUGAUGAGGAGGAUUUUAAUCAUGUUUGUAAACAGUAUAUGGAUAUUUAA